CAAAAAAUACAUUGCUAGAAAGGUGUGGCAAAGUUCGCUGUUCGAGCCAACCAGCGCCACAAACACGGCGGCGAUGAAGGUGCUCCGCCUCUACUAUUACAGUCUCCUCAAACCCUCCGCCACCGCCGCCUCACAUCGUCAUUUCGCCACCAAAUACACCGCCAAAAUCACUUCUUCUUCGCCCACCGGACGCUCCGUUUACGUCGAAGUCACUCCGCCAGCUCCUCUUCCCAUCGACCCCCGCGGCUACUCUCUUCCUCGUCGAGAUCUCAUCUGCCGAGCCAUUCAGAUACUCCUCGAUCGCAAACCCCAUUCCUCUUCAUCCACAGUUGAUGAUCGCUUCUCCGAUUUAUCCUCCUACUUUCAAUCUCUCUCCGUCUCUCUAACACCUGCCGAAGCCUCUGAAAUUCUCAGAGCCCUAAACCCCGAUCUCGCUCUGCAAUUCUUCCAGCUUUGCCCUUCCCUUUGCCCUAAGUUUCGACACGAUGUCUUCACUUACAGCCGCAUCCUUCUCAUACUCUCCCAUUCGUCUUCCCCGAAACGGUUCGAUCAAGUUCGCGAGAUUCUGUCGCAGAUGGAAAGAGACCAAAUACGUGGUACGAUUUCUACCGUUAAUAUCUUGAUUGGAAUUUUUGGUCGCAAAGAGGACUUGGAAUUAUGUUUAGGUUUGAUCAAGAAAUGGGACUUGAGGCUCAAUGCUUACACCUAUCGGUGUCUGCUUCAAGCUCAUGUAAGGUCCCAUGAUUCAGAUGGGGCUUUCAAUGUGUAUAUGGAAAUGCGGAAUCGAGGGUUUAAGUUGGAUAUCUUUGCCUACAACAUGCUGCUGGAUGCUCUGGCUAAGGAUGAACAGCUUGAUCGAGCUUACAAAGUUUUUAAGGAUAUGAAAUUGAAGCACUGUAAUCCUGAUGUGUAUACAUAUACUAUUAUGAUUAGAAUGACUGGAAAAAGGGGUAGAACUGAAGAAUCGUUGGCAUUCUUUGAAGAAAUGCUAAAAAAUGGCUUUACUCCAAAUUUGAUUGUAUAUAAUACAAUGAUUGAGGCACUUUCUAAGAGUAGAAUGGUUGACAAGGCAAUUCUUCUCUUUUCCAAUAUGAUCAAGAACAAUUGUAGGCCUAAUGAGUUUACCUACAGUGUGAUUUUGAAUGUUUUGGUUGCUGAAGGACAGUGUGGUAGAUUGGAUGAAGUUCUGGAAAUGUCCAAUAAAUUUAUGAACAAAUCGAUAUAUGCAUAUCUCGUUAGGACUCUAAGCAAACUAGGCCAUGCGAAUGAAGCUCAUCGUCUUUUUUGCAACAUGUGGAGCUUUCAUGAUAGAGGAGAUAGAGAUGCUUAUAUUUCCAUGUUGGAGAGCUUAUGCAGUGCGGGUAAAACUGUAGAAGCUAUCGAUCUGCUCGGUAAGGUUCACGAGAAGGGAAUUAGUUCCGAUACUAUGAUGUAUAACAUGGUGUUAUCUACUUUGGGGAAGUUAAAGCAAGUAAGUCAUCUUCAUGAUCUUUAUGAGAAGAUGAAACAAGAUGGGCCAUUGCCCGAUGUAUUCACGUAUAAUAUUCUUAUAUCGAGCUUUGGACGUGUUGGUAAAGUUGAGGAGGCUGUGCAAGUUUUUGAAGAACUUGAGAAUAGUAGUUGUAAACCAGAUAUUAUAUCCUACAAUUCUUUGAUCAAUUGCCUUGGGAAAAAUGGGGAUGUUGAUGAAGCACACAUGAGGUUUCUAGAGAUGCGAGAGAAGGGACUGACUCCCGAUGUUGUAACGUACAGCACGCUCAUUGAAUGUUUUGGGAAAACAGAUAAAGUCGAGAUGGCUCGCAGCUUGUUCGAUAAAAUGAUAGCUCAAGGAUGCUGUCCAAAUAUCGUAACGUACAACAUACUACUUGACUGUCUUGAAAGAACAGGGAGAACUGCUGAAGCAGUUGAUCUGUAUGCAGAGCUUAAACAGCGGGGACUAACACCAGAUUCGAUUACAUACGCUGUUCUUGACAGAUUACAAAGUGGCUCGACUAAGAAAUUUAGAGUCCGGAGGCAAAAUCCGAUCACCGGUUGGGUCGUUAGUCCUUUAAGAGCUUGAAGUGGUCUGGCGAUGAAAAUAUUGAUGUUCAUACGUUAAGCAGUGCGAAGAAGGAUGAACGUCGUCGCCAUGGCAUGCAUAAUGUAAAUGAAGCCUGACUCGACGAAUCCUCCUGCUGCUGAACUUGAAAUCCUGAGACAAUAAUAUCUGGUCACAGAAAUUUUGUAACAAGGAAUCUAAAGGGGGCCGUUUCAACAGGUGGGAAUUCUUCAAGUGAGUUCCUUUGAGUUUCUUCCAAGAAGUUCAUGUUUUAUUUGCCAAAUUUAUGAUAGGUCAUCAGUCUUGGCUACCAUCGCCGAUGGCAGCUAAAGGAUCCUCUAGCAUAGUCAACACUGCUCACUCAACCCGUGUUCGAGAGUUUCAUCAAACCCUAUUAUCGAUAUGUACAACACAUUCUUCAGUCAUUAUGGGUUAGUUUGAAUCAACUUUCAAAUGUUCGUAUUUGUUUGAAAAAACAAUAUUAUUUUUAAUAAGAUUCAUAAGGUUUGAGUUCGAGUUCUA
Cucurbita moschata (crookneck pumpkin) is the source of this 2560-nucleotide messenger RNA. RefSeq names its product pentatricopeptide repeat-containing protein At1g51965, mitochondrial. The transcript is spliced from 3 exons. Bases 74 to 2059 code for a protein of 661 amino acids. NCBI's taxonomy places the organism in Eukaryota, Viridiplantae, Streptophyta, Magnoliopsida, Cucurbitales, Cucurbitaceae. The record is from RefSeq and is a predicted model, not a curated record. Gene Ontology annotation, molecular function: protein binding.